Molecule: messenger RNA, 1620 nt
Organism: Myripristis murdjan (pinecone soldierfish)
Lineage: Eukaryota; Metazoa; Chordata; Actinopteri; Holocentriformes; Holocentridae
Gene: foxd1
Product: forkhead box D1
Exons: 1
Coding region: 233-1288 (351 amino acids)
Biological process (GO): regulation of transcription by RNA polymerase II; cell differentiation; anatomical structure morphogenesis
Molecular function (GO): DNA-binding transcription factor activity, RNA polymerase II-specific; RNA polymerase II cis-regulatory region sequence-specific DNA binding
Source: RefSeq, a predicted model, not a curated record
UAGGUUUCCCCCCUGUAUAUUUUUCAGCCUGGCAUCGUCCGGAUCGUUCAUUAGUCGACGGUAAAAACUGAAAACAUAUGGAAAUAACGAGAAAAAGAGGGGCAUCUCUCACCGCCGGCGACACGUGUUCCUCUCCCCUCUCCCUCCUCGCAUGAGUUUCAGAGGAGGGCAGGGUAGCCUUUGCAUCUCAUCUCCUCCUCAUCUGGCUUUGGAGGGCACAGCCGAGUGAGCCAUGACUUUGAGCUCAGAGAUGUCGGAUGCCUCCCUCCUCUCUGAAGAGACCGACAUAGACGUGGUCGGCGAGGGGGAGGAUGGAGACAACCAGACGCGCUCCUACGUGGACGAGGUGGCGCAGAUGCACGACGGCAUCCUCUUGGCUGGCUCUCCUCCGCCGUGCAUGGACAGCUCCUCCGCGCCAAGGGAUGCCUACAAGCCGGCGAGCAAGAACACGCUGGUGAAGCCCCCUUACUCCUACAUUGCCUUAAUCACCAUGGCCAUCCUGCAGAGUCCCAAGAAGAGGCUCACUCUCAGCGAGAUCUGCGACUUCAUCAGCAACCGCUUCCCUUAUUACAGGGAGAAGUUCCCGGCCUGGCAGAACUCCAUCAGACACAACUUGUCCCUCAACGACUGCUUCGUCAAGAUUCCGAGGGAACCCGGGAACCCUGGGAAGGGCAACUACUGGACCUUGGACCCAGAGUCGGCCGAUAUGUUUGACAACGGGAGCUUUCUGAGGCGGAGGAAACGCUUCAAGCGGCAGCAGACGCAGGACUUGCUGCGGGAGCACAACAGUUUUAUCCCCGCUGCUGCUGCCUACGGGUAUGGACCGUACGGCUGUGGAGGCUACGGCAUCCAGCUCCAGUCCUACCACACACACUCUGCGCUUUUUGCGUUUCAGCAGCAGCAGCAGCAGCAGCAGUCCAGGCACUCACAUUCACAUUCACACACGGGAACCAUUAUCCCUGCACCAUCUUUGAUGCCCACCACCACGGACUUGGCCAGGAGUAGGUUUUACCCGCAGCUCAGCUCCAGUCUGGGAUCUGCUAUAGUUCAGGCUUCGACUCCGGUGCAGAAGUCCAGCUCCCCCGUCCAGCGGUCUCCCUUCUCCAUAGAGAGCAUCAUCGGGGGGUCGCUGAGCCCCUCCAGGACUCCUCCCGUCGUUGUCCCGGUCUUACCGUCCUCUCUCGGGCCUCAGGCGGCCAGCCAGCCCCCGUCCGUCCACCCUGGAACUGUCUUACACCCGGUUGAAAACUUUCCAAACAGAGUUGUCAGCGGCACUAGUGGCUGUUAAAUGUCUUAACUGCAAACUUUUCAACAGACAGCAAAACAAAAAAGAAAAGAAAAAACGAACACAAAAACGUCCCUCUUUGAAGGUAGGAUUAUUUUUGUAUGUUUAUUUGAUAGCACGCAGCUGAAUGAUGGACAUAAAAACACUAUUCGUGCCUAUAUUCAUGCUGUAAAAAGAUAUAUUUAUGUUCAGUUUUUUUUUCGGUGUGAAUCAAAAUUUUGACCACGAACUUUGCUUUUUUCCAUGAAGUGAUUCGUUUCAGUCACUGUUUAGGGCGUCUCAGGACUUAAUGGACAGGUUAUAAAUGAUCACAUGUUUUAAAUAGGCUAAUGUAU